AUGUUUAGAAAAAGCCCUAUUUUAGGAACGGUGAAAACUGUGUUGGCCUACCGCAGAUUUUAUGCCUCUGACUCGAGUCAGUUUAUAAACAGGGUACAAUCACCAAUUCAAGCUGGACAAGCUCUUUAUGAGACAAGACCGCACUUGCUCAAAGCAGGUGAAGUGACACCAGGAAUUACAGCUUUAGAGUAUUUUGAGAGAAGAGUUAAUCUUGCCAACAGUUUGCCUCAAAGAAGCUGUGCUAUUAUAGUUGGAAACCAGAUCAAAUAUGCAUCAGGUCCAGUAUUUUACCCAUUUCAACAAAACAAUGAUCUAUAUUAUCUAUCUGGUUGGAAUGAACCAGAUUCAGUUAUGAUAUUAGAAAAACCUGAUGAUAAUAUUGAUAAUAUUGUCUUUCACAUGAUAGUAAGAGGCAAAGAUGCAUUUGCUGAAAAAUGGGAAGGUUUUAGAACAGGAACUACUGGGGCAAAAGAAAUAUUUAAUGCAGACGAGUCUGUUGAUCUAUCUCAAUUAUCGCCUUACAUUACAAAAGUCAUUAAAAGAAAUGAUAAUAUAUAUUAUAAUCAAUCUCAAAAUGAACAUGCUAAAAAUAGUUCAUCUAUUUUCAGUACUUUCUUCUCAUUACCAGAAGAAUCUAAACAUACUACAAAUAUCAACUCAAUUUUAAAAAUGCAUGGUACAGGCAAAAAGAUUAAAGAACUGAACAAGGUAAUUGCACCAAUGAGAAGGAUUAAGUCACCAGCUGAACUACGUGUUAUGAGACGAGCUGGUCAAAUUUCAGGAAGGGCAUUCAAUCAGGCAAUGGCAAAAAGAUUCCGUAAUGAAAGGACUCUUCAUUCUUAUUUAGAAUAUAAAUUUAUCUCUGGUGGUUGUGAUAAACCAGCUUAUAUUCCGGUUGUAGCCACAGGAUCUAAUGCUUUAUGUAUUCAUUAUACACGGAAUAAUGAUGUAAUGUAUGAUGAUGAAAUGGUUUUAGUAGAUGCAUCUGGUGCUUUGGGUGGUUAUUGUACUGACAUUUCACGUACCUGGCCAGUUAGCGGCAAAUUUUCCCAAGCCCAAAAAGAUGUAUAUGAAGCAGUCCUAAAUGUUCAAAGAAAAUGUAUUGAGUUAUGCAAAGCAUCCAACGGAGUGUCAUUACAUGACAUACAUGAAGAAAGUGUAGAUUAUAUGCUUGAAGAACUAAGAAAUGCCGGUCUAAACGGUAUUAACCGUGCUGAUGUAAACGCUCUAUACCCUCAUUAUAUCGGUCAUAAUUUAGGUCUUGAUGUCCAUGAUAUUCCAAGCAUCACUAGACAUGGAACAUUGAAACCUGGACAAGUUAUAACUAUAGAACCUGGUGUCUACAUUCCAGAUGAUUCAAAUUACCCUCCUCAUUAUAGAAAUAUUGGAAUUAGAAUCGAGGAUGAUAUUGCCAUUGGGACUGACACAUAUACUAAUUUAACGGUGGAAGCUGUAAAGGAAGUUGCUGAUCUAGAGAAUGUUAUGCAAAAUGGCGUCACUACUAUUGUUGAAGAAGAUGUUUUGGAGUCAUUGUAA
Molecule: messenger RNA, 1536 nt
Organism: Vanderwaltozyma polyspora DSM 70294
Lineage: Eukaryota; Fungi; Ascomycota; Saccharomycetes; Saccharomycetales; Saccharomycetaceae
Gene: ICP55
Product: aminopeptidase
Exons: 1
Coding region: 1-1536 (511 amino acids)
Cellular component (GO): mitochondrion
Molecular function (GO): manganese ion binding; metalloaminopeptidase activity
Source: RefSeq, a predicted model, not a curated record